GCCUCUCAAGCGUCUAUAAAUUGUCAGAGUACCAAAUAGACAUUACGCAUCGAGUGGCCGUUGAGUCAAGUAUGGGCUCCGUUGCGCAAAUCAUCAUCCAAGAAGGAAACAGGAUAUGGGAACAAAGAGAUAGGCGUACAGAUGGAUGGAUCUUGGCAGAUUCUCCAUUAACGCCCAUCGUCGUUUCCUUAGCUUACCUUCUUAUGGUGAAAACAUUUGGACCGAAGCUUAUGGAAAAUAGGAAACCUUUCGAAUUACGAAGCACACUUUUCUUUUACAAUACAUUCCAAAUAGCUUUCAACGGUUGGAUUUUCUGCAAGAUUUGCCAUCUGACUUGGUUCAACGGUUACAGUUUGGUUUGCCAGCCAGUCGAUUACUCCAACAACGAGGAUGCCCUCCAGUUAGUUUUGAUAGGCUACUGCUUUUACAUCUCGAAGAUUAUUGAUUUUCUUGAUACCAUCUUUUUCAUAAUGCGCAAAAAGAACAAGCAAAUCUCUUUCCUCCAUGUAUUGCAUCAUAGCGUUAUGCCAUUGAGUGUUUGGAUUUGUUUCCGCUUCAUCGUUGGAGGUCAUUGUUGCUUUUUCGUCACCCUCAAUAGUUUGGUUCACGUUGUCAUGUAUUUCUAUUAUCUGAUGGCAGCCAUGGGUCCCAGAUUUCAAAAGUACCUGUGGUGGAAGAAAUACGUGACUAUAUUUCAGAUGGUUCAAUUUGUCUGCGUAGGGUUUCACAGCUUGCAAUUAUUGUUUGUCGAGUGUAACUUUCCAACAGCAUUUUCGCUAUGGUCAGUAGUGCAAGCGCUUUUAUUUCUCAGUCUCUUCAAGAAUUUCCAUUCCAAGGCAUACGCAAAAAAUGCUAGCCUGGGAUCGAAUUUCGAGUACAGUUCUGACCCUACAGAAAAAAAGCUUUCAUGAAAUUGUAAAUUCGAACGAUGCUAUAGCGCUUUUAUACGUCUCACUAGAGAAAUAGAAUACAACUACGCGGCUAAUUUGA
Molecule: messenger RNA, 990 nt
Organism: Daphnia carinata
Lineage: Eukaryota; Metazoa; Arthropoda; Branchiopoda; Diplostraca; Daphniidae
Product: elongation of very long chain fatty acids protein AAEL008004-like
Exons: 2
Coding region: 72-911 (279 amino acids)
Biological process (GO): very long-chain fatty acid biosynthetic process; fatty acid elongation, polyunsaturated fatty acid; sphingolipid biosynthetic process
Cellular component (GO): endoplasmic reticulum membrane
Molecular function (GO): fatty acid elongase activity
Source: RefSeq, a predicted model, not a curated record